AUGAAUGCUCUCGUCUUUACAUCGGAAGAACAAAAAUUGAUUGUUGAAGUAAAGAAUAAGCUUACCAUUGCUAAUCUUUCUUCUAAAUAUCCAGAUAUUGCUGAUCUUUUACCAAAAUUAAAUGAUUUUAUGCAAAGAUCUGAAGUUAAUGAUGAUGUUUUUUAUGUUAGAUGGUUGAGAGCCUACAGUGGAAAUGUUGAUAAGACUAUCAGUGGUAUUAUUGAAUUAAUUAGAUGGAGACAAAGAAUGAAUUUAGAUCAAUCAAAAUUAACUAGAUUUGUUGAAUUAUUUCCUAAACUUGAAGAAUUUUUAUGUUUUAUGGGUUCUGAUAAAGAAGGAUGUCCAUGUUUAUGUUUAGCAAUUUCAAACUUUGUACCAGGAACUUUACAGCCAUAUGAAUUGAUUGAAGAACUUGUUGGAUUUGUAUUAGAAGUUGCAUUCCAUGAAUUAAGAUUACAAACUGGUGGAAAGUUAGAAAAAUUUGUUGUUGUUAUUGAUUAUAAAGGAUGGUCAUUAUCAUGUGUAGAUACUAAAUUGGAUAAAUCAAUUCUUGGAACUUGUCAAAAUUAUUUCCCUGAAAGAUUGAAGUUGGCAACAUUAAUGCGUGCACCAUGGUUAUUCUCAACUGCUUGGGCAGUAGCUAAAUUGUUCCUUGAUGAAAAGACAACUGAAAAGAUUUCAUUUGUUUAUGAAAGUGAUAUGUUAAGUGAAUUGAGAAAGAACUUUGAUGAUAGCACUAUUUUGAAAAAGUUUGGUGGACAAGCUGAAAAGGCUAAAACACUCAAAGAAUAUUUAGAAGAAAGAUUAUCAAAUGAUGAAACUUUAUUAGACUAUUAUAAUAAGAGACCUGUAAGAAGCGUUGAAUAA
Naegleria gruberi is the source of this 867-nucleotide messenger RNA. RefSeq lists its product as uncharacterized. The record is from RefSeq and is a predicted model, not a curated record. The transcript is spliced from 4 exons. Bases 1 to 867 code for a protein of 288 amino acids. Gene Ontology annotation, molecular function: phosphatidylinositol transfer activity. NCBI's taxonomy places the organism in Eukaryota, Heterolobosea, Eutetramitea, Acrasida, Naegleriidae.